AUAGCACAGGGUCAUUUUAAUCCGGAUCAUUUUGAUCUUCUCGCGAAAGCAGCCCUGAUAGCACAUAAGUCUCAGUUAUGUUGCAGUUAUGUUGCAAAGACGGUUCAAUGUCUUUGCAACAUAACUGAGACAUAACUGACAAUGAGACUUGUCGUGCUAUCAGGGAUUUGCCUUGUGUUGCUAGCAGCUAGCUGAUCCGGUAGUGAAUUUUCUUAUUAAUGUCUUGGAUUGAGGACGACUCCUUUUUAACAAUCGAGGACGAACGAGUUUAUAAAGAUUUCUGAAUUGAUAUGGCCACAUUCUGGUCCAGUCAAAAAAUUGUUCGUGAUCUGUUUCCAUCAGCUCACGAAAAUAGGUUAAAUGGAACCCUUUGGAACACCGUUUUUCUUCACUAUUUACUGGUCGUACCCACCAUCUUCUGUUGUUUGAUUCAAUAAGCAAACGGCAAUAUAAAGACAGUAAAUUUAAAAAUUGGGAGCAAAGUUGUAGAAAGAUUAAUAAUCGCCGGGCAUCCAUUGUGGCUGCGAUCGAUUUGACGCUAUCGCGAAUCUUUGCGACUAUUGUAGACACUCGUUCAGCGACACUCUUACGACAUGCGACACAACCUGUGCGACUAUUGUAGACGAGGCUUAAACCGCUCACGGCCGCGCCCGUACCGCGCACGCGUCGCGCUGCGCGAUCGUCGCUGUCGCAUACGCGAUCACUUGUAUAUACCGCCUUGUAAAUACCAUCAACGUAUAACUUGUAAUAAAUCCAUUGUUUUGUACAAAUUGUCGUCCAAAGUAAAUCGUGCCCUGACUUCCACGCGAACUCUGGUCCGGCGAGCUCGUCCGGUUUGCUAAACACCAUAACGGGGAGUCGUUUCAACUGUAUGCAGUUUUUCCGUAACAUGUCAGCCUAAGCACGUUGCCGUUUUACUUUGUAAAAUGCGAACUUCUCUUUCUGAUGAACAACUUUCAUUUUUAUUCAGUGUUUGUCGGAGGACUAUUACAAAUCAUAUGAAUUCAGCAAGAGAAGAUUUGCAAAAGAACCUCGUUCCACAAUUCAUCAAUCGGAAUGAUCGUUCAGUAUUCCUUGCUCAUACGACACCAAUGUCAAAAGUACUAUUCGACAUUCCCGACAAUAAAGCCUGCAUAGUAUUCGAUGCCACCUAUGGCCUGGCCCAAAAUUCUGCGAAUUAUGCAGGACAAAAACAUCUGUGAAGUGAGCAGAAAAAUGCCGCUGGUCAAACCUAAGUAGGUUGCUCCUCAGAUGGUUUCGUUCUAUAUGUUUUUGGACAACUUUGAUACAACGCAUAAUGAUGCGACAAUAUUGCAGGAUUGUUUCCAGAGAUACACGAACGAAAUGAGUACUAUUCAUGAGGGUGAUACGAUAUUAGUUGAUAGAGGUUUUUGUGAUGUGCUGAAUAUCCUAACUGAAGAGAAGAAUUUGAAAGCUCGAGAACUCGGCCCACUUAAUACAGCAGAAGCACAUGCUUCAAGAUGUGUAAUCAAAUGUCGGUGGGUGAUAGAGCAAGUCUUCGGUCGCCUCAAGAAGAAAUUCAAGAUUUUUUCUUUGCCAGCACAUAAUACAACUCUCAAACACGAUCUCGAUUCUUUCUAUAUCGCGUUUGUUCUUUUAAAUUUAUUCCACAAACCAAUUCUGAGUGAUGUCUUGCAUGAAGACAUAGCACAGACUCUGAAAUCUCGACUUAACGUCUCUAAUCGUUCGCAAAUCAUCGUCCAAGAAUUUAAUCUUCCUCAACUGACAAGGGGAACACCAGGUAGUGGCCGCACCGAUUUUCUCCAACUUCAUAUAUGUUGUAGUAUCAAUCCCCAACUACUUUAUGUGGCACAUGAUAUAGCUACAUACUCACGUAUUCGCGAGAAAUUUGCAUUACAAAUUUUUCGUUCGCGUUGAUUCGAGUAUGCGAGCGAGGCUAGCAGAUAGCAAGCGUAGCCUAGCGGAUAAGGCGACGGACGAGAAUUCUGUAUGUUGCAGGUUCGAAUCCUACCUUUUCCCAACUUUUUUUAAAAUAAAUUUUUACAAAAUCUGGAUUAAAGUAAAUGAUUAGACAAUGUAGAGUUGUUGAAUAAAAAAAUUAGUGUUUUUAUUAUUAAAUUUCAUAUUGUAUAUUAACAUGAAUACGUAGUUUCGUCUGCAACUAUACGAAUAUCAAAAUUCGAUUGAUAUCGAUAAUUAAUAAAAAAAACUCCAUAAUCACAUUUACAAUAUUUUUACUUUAUU
Vollenhovia emeryi is the source of this 2226-nucleotide messenger RNA. RefSeq lists its product as uncharacterized. Bases 1252 to 1899 code for a protein of 215 amino acids. Lineage: Eukaryota; Metazoa; Arthropoda; Insecta; Hymenoptera; Formicidae. The record is from RefSeq and is a predicted model, not a curated record. The transcript is spliced from 2 exons.